This is a messenger RNA of Salvia hispanica, 1412 nucleotides long. RefSeq lists its product as uncharacterized. The record is from RefSeq and is a predicted model, not a curated record. NCBI's taxonomy places the organism in Eukaryota, Viridiplantae, Streptophyta, Magnoliopsida, Lamiales, Lamiaceae.
UGGUGACACACCGGUCGUAUUUAAAUCGAAUUAAAUAAAAUAUUCGCUCUUGGUUUUCUUUGUUCAUGACUUUUGUAGUUACCUAGAUUUUCUAUUGUUGUUAGGGUGUUGCUUUUGUGUUGUUUGGAUUGUCACUAUUUUUGGUGGACUCUUCUCCUCAAUUCUUGAUUUAGAUCAUUUUUAUACUAAAAAUAUUAGGAAAUAGUAUUUCAUCUCGUAUCUUGUACACAACCGUGAUAUGUAUCGAGACACAAAGACCUCCUCUUACAUUUUACGAGGCUUGUUACAGCCCCAUUUGCUAAAACAUAUACAUGUAUCAAAUACGUUUCAAUGAAUAGCACCGUUAUUAACACCUUCCACCAAGAAGCAUUUAUCACCCUUGGAAACAAGUUGGUUUUAACAUAAUUUAUUGAAUUCCCAAGCAUGGCCAGUUGGAUAAGCUCAGUCCCCACAUGCCUUUGCCUCUCUCUCUCUUCACACAUAUAUAUUCCUUAACAAGAGUUGAGCAAAUCACCUUCACCACCACAGUCCAUUACUGCUCUUCAGCCUCACCAAAUUCCCAUUUUUUUUGUCAGAAAAUGGCUUGCUGGUCUGCUGAAAAUGCCACCAAUGCCUAUCUCAGAACCAUGAAAAUGGGAGAGAGUGCUAAAGAGCCAAAUGCAGCAGAGUUCAUCUCAGCCAUGGCAGCAGGGAACAAUGCUCAGCUCAUGGUGGUUGCCUGCAGCGGAGCUGCAGACUCCACCGCCCUCGCCCUCCUUGCUGCAGCGCAGCAGACAGGAGGGCGCCUCGUCUGCAUUGUCCGAGGGCGGGACGAGCUCCUGGCCUCGACAGCCGCCCUCGGCCACAAUGCAGGCAGCAUUGAGUUCGAGGCAGGGGACGCCAAGGCACUCCUGCCCGGCUACUACAAGGACUCGGACUUCAUCGCCAUCGACUGCAACCUCGAGAGCCACGAGGAGAUCAUAGGGGCCGCUGUUCGAGAGGCACACGGGAACGCCAUCGUGCUCGGGUACAAUGCCUUCUGCAGGGAGACGUGGCGCAGCAGCCCCUCGCGCACGCAGCUGCUGCCCAUCGGGGAAGGGCUGCUGCUCACGAGAGUCGCAGCGCCCGCGAAGAGGGGUAAGAGUAACUGGAUUGUGAAGGUGGAUCAGUGCACCGGUGAAGAGCAUGUGUUCAGGGUCAGAUCCUCUGUGGGGAGAUCCAUCAGAGCUUGAAAUCUUGAUUUUUAUAAGAGAUUUUCUUGAUUAGGAUUGAUACGUGAAAAGUGUACAGAGUGGAUCACAAUUAGUAGAAGUAGAGAUGUAGUAUCAAUUUUGUUUUUGUUUUUGUACUCAAACAACUCACAAGUGUGGUAAUGUUACUCAAGAUUUGAGUUUCACAAUCCAAAAUCAUGUCUUUAGAGAUAAAAUUAAGAU